UGAAAUACUAGUAUGUCAAAAGAAAUCGAUUUAUCCUUUUAACCAAUCAAUCGAGAAGAAAGGUAGGGUUCGUUAUCAGCGAUGAGUCCAGCAGCGAUUGCGAGUACCGGGGAUUUCAGUUGGGAGGAAGAUUUGUCAGAGGAUCUUCGACUGUUUGAUGAAGAGUGGGAAAAGAGCGGGGGUUUCGAUAUCGACUUCUCGAAACUCCGACACAAAUUCGAAACCGGAGCUGUGGAUCUCGACGACGACGACCUGGUUCUUGAUCCUGAUGAUACCAACGUAGGUCUGCUCAACAGGUUGUCUAACUUGGCUAUCUCCUACUACAAUGACAAAACGGAUACAAGGCUGGAGUUAGUCAAGGUGUUGAAAGCAAAUUAUCACCCAUCUGCUGGAGUCACAUACUACAUCACAUUCGAAGCCAGUGAUUGUAAUCAGAAGACUAAACAAUAUCAGGCAGUUGUUCGCUACUUGCCUAGAGAUACUGAAGUUAUCUCUUGCUGCCCUAAACCUUCUUGAAUUUCAGACAAUGGUAUUAUUAUUAAGCCUUGAUUUAUUCUCUCUUGCAAUAUUUUAACUUAUAAUUUUAGCAAAAAAAUAAAAUAAAAUUUGAACUUAUAAGUUCAGCUA
This is a messenger RNA of Brassica napus (rape), 627 nucleotides long. RefSeq lists its product as uncharacterized. The record is from RefSeq and is a predicted model, not a curated record. Gene Ontology annotation, molecular function: cysteine-type endopeptidase inhibitor activity. NCBI's taxonomy places the organism in Eukaryota, Viridiplantae, Streptophyta, Magnoliopsida, Brassicales, Brassicaceae. The transcript is spliced from 3 exons. The coding region runs from base 82 to 516 and encodes 144 amino acids.